This is a messenger RNA of Westerdykella ornata, 2760 nucleotides long. RefSeq lists its product as uncharacterized. Lineage: Eukaryota; Fungi; Ascomycota; Dothideomycetes; Pleosporales; Sporormiaceae. Gene Ontology annotation, molecular function: hydrolase activity, hydrolyzing O-glycosyl compounds; carbohydrate binding. Gene Ontology annotation, biological process: carbohydrate metabolic process. The record is from RefSeq and is a predicted model, not a curated record. Bases 1 to 2760 code for a protein of 919 amino acids. The transcript has 2 exons.
AUGCUCAUACCACUCCUCUUUCUGGGCUCUGGCCUGGUCACUGCAAUACCCUUUCCACAAGCCGAUGGUGCCUCCAACCGCGUGGAUCUCAGCAACUGCCCUGGUUAUGCAGCAACCAAUAUAGCCAGCAAUGACCACUCCGUUACUGCUGAUCUGAAGAUCAAUGGCCCCAAGUGUAACGCUCACGCGGAGGAUUUGGAGGAGCUGAAGCUCCUGGUCGAGUAUCAGACGGGCGAUCGUCUUCAUGUCAAGAUAUACGAUGCCGGUCUCAAUAUGUAUCAGGUGCAAGAGGAGGUUCUACCACGGCCCAAGCACAACAAAGUAUCCUCAACCGAGGCGGCCUUGCAGUUCAACUUCACAGCAAACCCGUUCUCCCUCACAGUCACGCGCAAAUCGAACAACGAGGUACUCUUCGAUACUCGAGACUUCCAACUCAUCUACGAAUCGCAAUACAUUAGGCUGCGCACGAAGCUCCCUCAAGACCCCAACCUCUACGGCCUGGGCGAGCACUCCGACUCUUUCCGCCUUGCCACAAACGGGUACACGCGUAGUCUCUGGAACAGCGAGUCGCCAGGCAUUCCUGAAAAUAGCAAUAUCUACGGUACCCAUCCAGUGUACUUUGACCAUCGCGGAGCCAAGGGAACGCAUGGAGUCUUUCUCCUCAACGCCAACGGCAUGAAUAUCAACAUCGACCAAGACUCCAAAGGUCAGUAUCUGGAAUACAAUACCAUAGGCGGGGUGCUAGACUUUUACUUCAUGGCCGGCCCGCAACCCGCCGAUGUGUCUCGCCAGUAUGCCGACAUCGUCGGCUACCCGGCCAUGUUCCCCUACUGGACUCUCGGAUUCCACCAAUGCAAAUACGGAUACUGGGACGUCAACAUGGUUGCCGAAGUUGUGGCGAACUACUCCAAAGCCGAGAUCCCGCUCGAAGUCAUGUGGACCGAUAUCGACUACAUGCACUACCGACGGGAUUUCACUCUGGAUCCAGACCGCUUCCCCAAGGACAAGAUGCGCGAAUUAGUAGCUACCCUGCACUCGCGCGAUCAAAAGUACAUCCUCAUUCUCGAUCCAGCCAUCGCUGCCACUCUGUCCGCAGGAGAGUAUCCAACAUAUCAACGCGGCCGCGACCUGGACGUUUUCUUCCGCGCCGACCCCUCCAAACCAGAGCCUUACUUAGGCGUGCAGUGGGCAGGAGUAGAAGCCUGGCCAGACUGGUCAAACCCGAGAACGGAGCAGUGGUGGACGAACGAGUUCGACAUUUUCUUCAACCCAACAACAGGAAUUGACGUUGACGGCGUAUGGGUCGACAUGAACGAGGCGUCCAAUUUCUGCCCGGACAUCAAAUGUAAUCCUGCUGAGCUUGCGAAGAACUGGAAUAUCCCUCCUGAGCCGAUGAAUGCUCCGCGCCCUAACACGGGGAGGCCAAUAGAAGGGUUCCCACCGUCAUUUCAGCCGGAAUCUACAAAGGGAAAACUCGGAGCCAGACAAUUGAUUGGCAGUGACAAGAAAGGCAAUGAUCUCUCAGCACAAUGUCCUCGCCGCGCUGCCUUCAACACCAUGAAAGGUACUAUAGGCCGAGACGUCCUCUCUCCCGCGUACAAGAUCAAAAUGCACGACGUCUCCAACCUCUCCGACCGUACCCUCCCCACGACCUUGACAAACUGCGACGGCACCCAGCAAUACGACACCCACAAUCUGCACGGCGCCCUCAUGGCCUCGACAACCUACGCCUCCAUGCUUGCCCGCCGUCCCCACCUCCGCCCCUUCGUCCUGACCCGCUCCACCUUCGCCGGUACGGGAACAAAAGCCGCCCACUGGUUCGGCGACAACGAGUCCUCGUGGGCCCACUACCGCACCUCGGUCCGCCAAAUGCUGGCCUUCGUCUCCAUGCACCAGAUGCCCAUGGUCGGCUCCGACAUCUGCGGUUUCAACGGCAAUGCGCAGCCCGCACUGUGUGCGCGGUGGGCCAUGCUGGGUGCCUUCCAGCCGUUUUAUCGCAACCACGCCGCCGAUAACGCCAUCGCGCAGGAAUUCUACCAGUGGCCCGAGACGGUGCGAGCGGCGAGGCGGGCGCUGGAUGUGAGGUAUAGGUUACUCGAUUACGCGUACACGGCCAUGUGGUAUCAGCAUAAAGAAGGCACGCCGAUGGUGAAUCCGCUCUUCUUCCUGUAUCCGCACGACGCGCAGACGUUUGCUAUCCAGGAGCAGUGGUUCUGGGGCGACGCUUUGCUGGUUUCUCCCGUCACGGAGGGCUCCGACGCCGUCACUUUCUAUCUUCCAGACGGCGUGUGGUAUGAUUUCUGGACGCACGACAGGAUCGAGAGCGUCGGGCGGUGGGAAACGAGGGUCGGGGUCGGGCUGGAUGAUAUCCCCGUUCAUGUGAGGGGUGGGAGUAUCGUGCCUCUUCGUGUGGGGUCGGGUAUGACUACAAAGGCUGUUAGGCGAGAGGGUUUCGAGCUCCUGGUUGCGCCGGAUAGGAAUGGGACUGCGAGGGGGAGGCUGUAUGUGGAUGAUGGGGAGAGCCUGGUGCAGGGGGGUGUGACGGAGGUGGAGUUUGUGUUUGAGGAGGGACGGCUCGUGGUUAGGGGCGUGCUUGGGUAUAGAGGGGAUGGAGGAGAGGGGUUGAGGUUGGAGAGGGUCGUGCUGUUGGGACAGAAUGGGUUGGGGGAGGGCAGGGUGGGCGUCUUCGACGAGGGGAAGGGGGAGAUUGUGGUGGAGGGUCCGGGAAGGUGGGAGUGCGAAUGGGGAUUCACCUUGUAG